Messenger RNA from Dromiciops gliroides (monito del monte), 522 nucleotides. Its product is annotated as cytochrome c oxidase subunit 6C. Gene Ontology annotation, biological process: mitochondrial electron transport, cytochrome c to oxygen. The transcript is spliced from 4 exons. Lineage: Eukaryota; Metazoa; Chordata; Mammalia; Microbiotheria; Microbiotheriidae. Bases 172 to 402 code for a protein of 76 amino acids. The record is from RefSeq and is a predicted model, not a curated record.
CGGGGCUCAGCGGUUGCUAAAGAACAUCGCCCCGCCUCUCCGUGAACAUUGUUUGAGCCCUCCCGGCUCCCGUCUUAUUGCUUCUUCGGUUCUGCGCCUGCGCGCUUCCAUAUUGCCCUUCGUUUCUCAGGCGCCGGAGAAGGACGUUUGUCUUGAGGAAGAAUUGGCAUCAUGUCUGCUCCUGUUUUGGCAAAACCACAGCUGCGAGGCCUUUUGGCUAAGCGCUUGCGGUUUCAUAUUAUUACAGCAUUUUUUCUGUCCUUGGGAUGUGCCACUAUGUAUAAGUAUGGAGUGGCUGAACCUAGGAAACAAGCAUACAGAAAUUUCUAUAGAAAGUAUGAUGCUGUGAAGGAUUUUGAAGAGAUGUAUCAAGCUGGUGUCUUUGACUAUGGAAAACAGUGAAGAAAUAUACAGGUUUCAGAGGCUUGAAGUACUGACCUGUUUUUUCUUAUGCUCCAACAUGAAAUACAUGCACACUGGCUGUGGAAUAGUUUAACUUGAUAAUAAACAGUUGAUGACCUA